Molecule: messenger RNA, 2211 nt
Organism: Purpureocillium takamizusanense
Lineage: Eukaryota; Fungi; Ascomycota; Sordariomycetes; Hypocreales; Ophiocordycipitaceae
Exons: 8
Coding region: 818-1861 (347 amino acids)
Source: RefSeq, a predicted model, not a curated record
CGAGGUUCCCUGUUCGUCACGUUGUAAGCCAACGGUUUUUGCCUGGCCCGCUUAUAAGUUGUGGGCAGGCGACGGUCACCGCGAUCCUGAGUCUCGCCGAGCAGUUCCCAUCCUAGCAGGACAAGGACAGGGGAGUAUGGCCUGACUCGGCAUUGAUCAGAUUCCGACCACCUGCUACUUACCUCCUACGUCUUCCCGCGUUCAAUCGAGUAACUGUUCCACUAUCUUACCACAAUGUCAAGUAGAGCCGAGGUGGGAACACCAAAAACUUUGCAAACACAAUAUUGGGAUCAUGACCCCCGUGAGGCGGUCAGAUGUUCGCUCACUCCUGCCCCAAUGCCGGACCACGACCCUCAUACGAUCGUGUCAGCAGCUCCCCGUUCUGUUGGCGCUCGUGGCGUGGAUCGCCCACUUGUCUUGGCAUCAUGGCACCGAGCGAGCAUGCCUGGUGGUUUACAUACUAGUUAACCUACUAAAGUUAAGUAGCUGGGAUAUCAGGGGAUCAGCAGCGAACCGACUUGCAUGCAGGACUCUUCUGCGGGAGACUUCUGACGUAAACAAUAGCCAAUCAAGACGAUAGUCCAGCUCAUGAGCAGGCACGCGUUUCGAUCAAGGAGCCUGAAAUAUACCCUGAUCCCCGCUCGCUGCCGCCGAUAAACUCAGCUCGGUGGGACGAGUAGGUAGCACGAAGCGCGCCGUGUGGCAAAACGUUCGACGGGCCGCACACCGAGAGUAAUAAAACAAUUAUCCGCCCGAAAUUUCUCUGCUUCGUCAUGCUAUGCGAUCUGGAUAAUUUGCUGCCGUUGGAGACCUCACCAUGGCGGAAGGUCUUGCUCAAGUGAUAUCGUGGUAUAUAUGCGCCGCUAUUGCAUGCUUGUUCCUGGCCUCUCGGCUCUGGAUCCGAAUCCGUCGGUUCGGUGGCCUCGUGCUUGAAGAUGGCUUCAUCAUCCUGGGAGCAGCCUGUCUCCUUACAGACCUGGCUAUCCAGCAAUACAUGUGGAGUCACGGCAUGGCGGAACUCCCACGCACGAGCCAAGAUAAUGUCAUCAAGAUCAUGAAGAUGAUCGUUCCAGGGUCCAUCGUCUAUGUGUCGUCUAUAUGGGCCAUCAAAAUUGCGAUGGUCCUGUUCUACAAGAGACUCGCGGCACCCAAAUCCACGCUGCAGUUAGUGUACAACGUGGCACUGGGUCUGCUUGUUCUGUUUUGGGGCGUCAUUACUUUGCACAUUAUCUUUCAGUGCUUCCCACAUGACAAAAGGUGGUCGAAAGAUCCAGCAUAUAAAUGCGACAAGACGAACAAGGAAGUCAACUACUGGCUGACAGCCUCUCUAAAUGUCGGGACCGACAUCGCAACCAUCACCUUGCCCAUAUACAUGGUACUUAAACUGCAGAUGAAGUUAAAGCAGAAGCUUGCAGUAGCUGCAGUCUUUGCCCUGGGGCUUCUUGCGGUGGUCGCGGGCAUUGUGCGGGCAUACUUUGCGAAGCGCAGGCAGACGAUGCUGACAUGCACCGUUUCCAUAAUCGAGACGUCCGUCGCAAUAAUCACGGCGUGUCUCCCGCCACUUCGCUCCGUCAUCCUCGGUCCUCCUUCAUCUGCUAGGAGCGGCGCAAGCUAUCAACACUACGAGCUCUCCGCACAAAACCAGAGCCGCAAGUCGAAUCGAGGCCGAGUCACCACGGAAAUCGUCGGUGGACCCAGAGACAGUGGUUGCUCCGAGGAGGAGUUGGUGAAAGAUCGCACCGCCGACAGGGCCGACGUGGAGAGCAAUGCGGACAGGAAGCCGGACGGCGGCGUCAGGGUGACCACGACUCUCCAGAUGCAACAUGGGGUAGAUCCGGAGGCAGCCUCCAAGCAAGUCUGAGUAGAAAUAUGAAGACAGCCUGCUUGGAGGCCAUCAUGUCAUACUUGAACCUCGCGCGCGCACUCUGACCUGGGGCGAAUCUGAGGAAACGAGGCGUAUAAGGUGUGAAAUAUGGUCGGCCACUACGCUUACCAGAGUGGGUUCGGAACAAGUUCGUGGUUUCGGAAGGCAGUAUUGUAACAUAAAUAUGUAUAGGUGCGGAUGAUAUACUGACGACUUUCGGUAAUAUGGUUUCUACGGCAAGCUCACGACACGGAACACCCUGGUGUUGGUUGCCUCCCAUCGUGGUAUUGGAGAUAGGAAGGGAGCCGCUACCUAGUCGAGCAUCGACUUACACACUUAGCUGACCC